GUCUCUGUGUUCUGUCUACGAGAGUGACGUAUGAACAGCCGAAACGAAAACGAAAGAAAAGCCUCUUGUGCCGUUGUUAUCUUCUAUCAUAUCUGAAGAAUGGAGACAAACGGCCAAGCAAAUGGGCUUAAAUCUAAAAAGAAAGAAAACGGCGACGGGAAGGACAAUUUGUGGUCCGCUAUAUUAGAAGAAGUACAGAAUCAGGGGAACACAAAAUUGCCUUCCAACAAGAAUGUGCUGGUAUUGGGUGACAAUGAGACUGGCAAAACCACACUUGUAGCCAAACUGCAAGGCGUGGAGGACCCCAAGAAGGGGUCGGCACUCGAAUAUGCUUAUAUAGAUGUUAGAGAUGAGUACCGUGAUGACCACACGAGACUUAGUGUAUGGGUCCUAGACGGGGAUCCAGGGCACACAAACCUGCUCAAGUUUGCGUUGAGUGAAGAAACAUUCCCCCACACGCUGGUCAUCCUCACGGUGGCCAUGACCACACCAUGGGGUGUGCUCGACCAGCUACAGAGCUGGGCCUCCGUGCUCGGCGACCACAUAGACAAAUUGGAUCUCACACCUGAACAAAGGCUACAAAGUAAAAAGCAGCAAGUGCAGAAAUGGCAGAGGUACACGGAGCCGGGCGACGAACUGGAGCCGACGGCGUCGUCGCCGAUGAAGCGCUCGUCGCGCAACCUGUCGGACGAGCUCGACGACGAUGACGACGACAACCCGCUGCCCGACGCCGUGCUCACCACCAACCUGGGGCUCGACAUUGUUGUCGUUGCCACAAAGACUGACUACAUGAGCACAUUAGAAAAGGAGCACGACUACCGCGACGAGCACUUCGACUUCAUGCAGCAGUGGGUGCGGCGGUUCUGUCUGCAGUACGGCGCCGCGCUGUUCUACACCAGCGCCAAGGAGGACAAGAACUGCGACCUGCUGUACAAGUACCUCACGCACCGGAUAUACGGCCUGCCGUUCCGCACGCCCGCGCUCAUCGUCGAGAAGGACGCCGUCUUGAUACCGGCCGGUUGGGAUAGUAUGAAGAAAAUUAGUAUAUUGUAUGAAAACAUGCAGACGUGCAAACCGGAUGAUUACUACAGAGACGUCAUCGUACAACCCGCUACAAGAAAGAGCGGCGCUCACAGAGAAGCGGAGGUGACGGCGGACGACGAGCAGGCGUUCCUACAGCGGCAGCUAGCCGCCCUCAACGCCGGCACGCCCGCGCCGCGCGCCGAGUCGCCGCUGCGGCCCGCGCACAGAGCCACCGGACCGCUGGAAGGCGGGAAGAUAAGCAUGGGCCCCGGAACGCCCGGCAACGAGGGCGUACUGGCCAACUUCUUCAACUCGCUACUGUACAAGAACAAGCCAGGCUCGCCUGGCACCCGCACGCCAGACGCGUCGCCGGCUGCGGCCGCCGCGCGGUCAGACGCAGCCGCAGAACUCGAACGAAUCACGCGGGCCAAGCGAGCUCCGCCGCCCAUAGACCUCAACACGUCCGAGUGCUAGCGCCAAGGGACUUACGUGAGGUGUAUUAGUUUAACGGGUGUUCACGAUAUCGCCCGGCACGUGGACGCAGAGCGGACACCAUCCGCAGAACUUCACAUGAUAUGAUACAUUGCUGGCUUGUACUUUGUGUUGUCACGCCAUACUCCACGGCCACGCGGCAACGGAACCCGUAUUAUUUAUUCCGAACGCUUGUAUUAUCGCGACACCUUUGAGAUUCUACCACAUGUUAGACGGCGAAACGAUGCAUCGAUCAAGAUUGGUCGAGCGCUGUAUACUGCAUGUCAGCCAAUCACGAAACGUCAAACGAUGUUUCGGAUUGGUCAACAACGCCAUCUGUUGACAAUUAAAUGUAUCGUUAGUUUUUUAAAUAUUCCGAAUGCUUGUAUUAUCACGAAUUGAGAUUGGUAGAAUCAUUUGUACGUCGAUCACGGUUAGUCGAGCGCUGCAUUGUGAUUGGUCGAUUACAGGUUUGUGUCAACAACGCCAUCUGUUGACAAUUUAUAGUAAGUUUUAUAGAUUUACCAGCCGCUGUAUUAGAAAACUGUUUAUGAGAAUAGCAAUAUGUCACUAAUUCUUCUACUAUUGAAACUCGAAAUUAUUACAAUACUUACACCACUAGCAAAUCAAAAUAUGUGUAAAAAAAUUACGGAAAUAAUAACUUUAAUGCUAAAAGCAUUAGGUUCAUUUUACUCCGACGUUCAGUAUGCCAUAUUCAUAGACAAUCGUUUUCUUAAUACAGCUUAAGGUCGGCAUUAUCAAAAUGUCUACGGUAAGGCUAACAGCAGUGUGAUGUACUUUAUAUAAAGGUAAAUGUAUUGUAAUAUUAAGGAAAGAAAAAGGAGAAGAGACAUUUUUUACAUAACUUAUUAAAAACUAAUUAACGCUAAACCUAUAUUGUACUGUUUUUUUAGUCUAUGGCAGCAUUCUAAGUGAAUUCCUCUGUGUAUAGUUCUAAUACAUAUCGCCUGGUAAGGCUUCUGGGAAUAUAUUACUGCAGGGACGGAGUUAGGGGCCAGGGCAAUUGCCUAUGGGCUCGCGCAUCAUGCUAAGUAGAUUUUUUUUUUGUCCUUAUAAUCCGAAAAACAAUCUUUGCAAACAUUUUCUUUUUGUAGUUUUUCUGUAAAGUCGUUUUCUUAAUAUUAUUUCUCCUGCCUAGGGCCCCACUGUAACAGUAUGACCACCUAUAUAAGAUACAUAGAUAAAUUGAUGCAUAUGUAAUUUUUAUUGUACACAUUAUAGCAAACUGGAUCCUCAUCUGCGCCGUACAGGUUCUCUAUUCCAUAUUACACAUCGAUUAUCUUUCUAUAAACGAUCACGCUACGAAAACGAAAAAUAUAUGAAAAUGACCUGAUAGAUGAUAGAAGUUUCAAGUAACUUAUCGACGAAUUUCAUCACCGUACAUUUAUUUACGUAAGCGUUUGCGUUUGUAGAAAGAGAAUGUAUGCAUAACUUGGCUACAAGUCCAGGGGUUGUGGGGUAUGAUGACCGAGGGAACUGAGAUAGGAUGGAUCUCGCUCCUCACUCUCCCCUUUGUCGUUCUAUCCCCUCGUACCACGCAGUCGAUAAAGUACUAAUUGCCAGCAUUACGAUCUUUUUAAAGAAUUUCAUAUCUAAAUAUAAAGCAAUAACUAUAUUAUUAUAUAUUAUUUACAAGCAGUAAGUGUACUUAAUUUACUGUGCUUAAUAUUUCGUCAAUGUAACUUUUAUACGUGGUGCUACUGUAGAAUCAAACAGUUCCCAUAGUGUGAGUUUUGGAGCCACAGCCGCCCAGAGACAUGUCUGUUUGUAUAUUUCGCUCAAGGGCUUAGCUACCGCCAUAUCUGUCGUAUCAAUGAUAUGGGGCCCCCGGAUUAUAAGGGUCCCUUAUGUGUGAAAGCAAAAAUUUGUAAAAAGUAAUCUACAAUAUUACUUAAUUUGGUAGUUUCUGGAAAAAAAAAACAAAAAACUUCAGAAAUUAUAAAAGUUAAAAAAAGCAAUAUUUUACGAAAGAGUGGGGUUAGAGUUAAUGAAAAACUAAAGAAAUUUUCCGGGAUUUGCCGUUUGUCUAUUCAGCCCCCCAAAUAAUUAUAAUGCAGAGCCCCAAUAUUCCACCCUACGCUACUAAUUUCGUUGUCUCUAUAUUUUAGUGUAUAUGUUGGAAGUCUUUAUUAACUGUCCUUUGUACUUCAAAACAUACACUAUGGUCGCGAUACCAUGAAACGGAAUCGAGAGUUGUAAUAAAUUCCUAUUCAGUAAUAUACAUAUAUUUCUUUUUUUACUUUAACAAUAUGUUUUAUGAUAUUAUUAAGUAUUUAUUUAGUUAGCUUAUGUUUGAAUUUUUUCUAUAAUAGUGAAUCGAUGGCGUAAUAUAGCGGAGACCUUUCUGUCCUCUUGAGAUUAAUGAGUAUUUUAAAAUAGAACUGAUUCGUUGAAAAUAUUUCAGUAUUAACUUUAAAUAGGGUCACCAUGUUGAUUUUAGUUUAUUUCGGACUAUUAAUAUAUUAUUAAAAUCAAUCGAGUUUCUGAAUUUUAUCUUACUUUUUUUGUCUUAUUACAUAUUCAAUAUUUAUUUAUCAAAAGAAAUUAAUAAAUGUUUAUAUAUUUUUAAUUUAUAUAAUUCAAAACACUAUUAAUUUUUUUUCGUUUUUUUAUAACACUAUUAAAAAAAAUAUUGUGAAAUUGUCCAGCUACUUAUUUCUAUUAUUAUAUUUUCAUUGCAUGUCGAAUUUUUACAAUUUGUUUUCAGUUCUAUUUAAAUUGCUCAUAUUCUAAAUUGUGAUCUUCUAUGAAGACUGAGAGUCAAAUGGGGAUAUUAUGCACAACACAAGUCUAUAUUUGUAUAAAUGUUUGUUUGUAACGGUUAAAUACACAUCUACUCUUUAAAUUACUGUUUUUGGACUAAUGAAAUAAGUUUACCUGCAUGAUUUGUAUAAAGUCAGUUGAUUUGUAUUUUUUAGAAUAUCGAAUGACGUAUAUUGUUAUUAUAUGAGUUUACACAAGCAGAUUGUGAGAUCGAUGGUUAAAUUUUAUUAAUUUACAUAUAACCAUAUUUCAUUAUAUCUUAACACUCAAUUAACCAUAUUUUAUUGUACGAUACUAGAACUCACAAUUGCGGUGUAGAAAUUACUUAUUAUCAAAAUUAAUUUAUAACUUAUAAGCAGGUUUAGCUACAAGCAAAUGAAUCAAAUGUAAACUUAACUUUGUUCAUUGUAUAGCGAUCGAAAGUAAAACUCAUUAAUGGAAGGCCACUGUCCACUAAUGCAUAUCAUAUAUCUUUUGAGAAAUUUCAAAUUAAAUAUAAUAUUGGCAAUUAAAUUAGUUAAGUACUCGUAUAUCCUGAUUGUUUUAGUGGAGAGCGGACCUUAAUCUUAGAAUUGUAAUGGUGACCUUUUUGUGUUGUGUUAUAGCUAAAUAUAUUUAUUUUCAAAUACAUUAAUAAUUUUUUCACACUUUUUUUUACCCGUACUCUGUGAGGUGAUGUAAUUAUUAUGUAUAGGAGACUUAAUUUUUAAACAUUGGAUUAUGUUCACAUUUGGUGCAAUACAGAACAUUCCAAACCUGGUUUGGUGCUUAUUAUUAUAGUAAAAUUAUCGAAUAAAAAUAUGGAGUUUCAUUUAAUUAUUGCCCAACGCUCACCUUACCAAUUAAAGUGGUUCUAUUUCAGGCACUAAAGGUCACUAUUAACUUAUUCAUAUUUAUACCAUUAAAUUAAUGUAAAAUUAUUUUCGAGUACUUAUCAUUAUGUUAUAGCUUUUUUCUAUAAACUUAAAAUAUAUUUCAUACUAUCAGUUGCCACAGAAAGCCUAGUUCUUAAUAAAAACUAAAAAAUCCACAGCAUAAAUAACUCUUAAAAAAAUAAUGGACUCUGAAAUAUAAAAGCUCGUUGAUUUACAAAUAUAACCAAUUGACAAACAUUUUAAACAAAUAGACUAUCUUAAUGGGUUAAGCUUCUCUCUACGUAAGAUUUAUUAGAAAUACCUAACUAUUUAUUUAUUUUUAACAUUAUUCAUUAAAAUAGAAACCGUUAAUUGUAAUUAUUAGUUAUAUCUGAGGACGUCUCUCCUAGGAAUACGAGACGCGUGGUAUCCCUAUUGUUUUACAAAAAUACUUGAAAGCACGCUUUAAAUAAUAAGGAAAUUGAAGACAGCUAAUUAACAAAAAAAAUCAAUUCGUGAACUAGCAACUGUGCUAUUAAAAUGAUAACACUAAAAAAUUGCAAGCAUAAAUAAAAAUAUAUUUUUCUAGUGAGAGAUUGGUGUUAGGUGGCUAUAGUGCAUAUUAUAUAUAUCUCUUGAAAUUUCACUUAUGCAGUUGCUUUAUUACACUUUUAUUUAUAUAGUGACUUUGAAUAUUUUGGUUAAAUAUGUUAAUAUUGACACUUUGGGUAUUGUUUAAGUAAUGUAAUUCUUCUAUGUUUAAAUAAAUAUUUUAUUAGGUAUUAGAAUGACAUUUUAUCACCCAUAACUUAAAUUCCGAUAAAAUAUAUAUUCGUUAUCUACUUUUGCAAGUUGAUCACCAUUUUGUUAUAAUUAAAUUAAACGUAAAUUAAUUUACGUAGCAUUCUUUUAAAAACUUGCGUUUACGUUAUUUUAUAGCGCAUAGUAUACUGAAUAGUGUGGCUUCAUUUUUGGUAACUGACUUAAUUAAGAUAUGAAAAAAUUGACAAUGUAAUUAUUUUUUAUAACUACAACAUACUUUUGCUCAUUUAGAUUUUUACUUAUUAUCCUAGUCAAAACAUCAGUUCGAUUUAUACAUAGAUAUUUCAUAUUUAAUACAUACGACUAUUUACUGUGAUAUGAUUUUUUAAUAGAACAAAAAUAAUAAUUUCCUUAGAGUGCACUGUUAAAUGAAUUAGCCACUUAUCAUCCUCAAAUUACGAAUAAUAAAAUUGUAUUAAUUUAUUAUUGUCUUACGUACGAUUUAUACUUCAAGUAAGUAUCUAAUACUUCAUUAUUUUUAGAAACCUUGGAACCUUUGUAAUUGAUAUACCUAUACUAACAUUUAGUUUUAAUUUUAAAAGGAAAUAAGUUAUACUGUAACUGGACUUGAAAACAAAACUUAACUAAAGCGAAGUAAAAUUUAAAAUGUAAAAUAAUAUUUAGCUAAUAUUAUUCAUGUUUCCCUUUUAUAAACUAAACUAAAUUAACAAAUAUCAAAGUACGUUUUACCUAAGAAGGGGAAAGCAUUAUUAAAAAGAAUUAAUGUCAUUAAAAGUACACUUAAAUUGUAAAUCCAUUAACCUUGGAAAAAAUACUAUUUCAUUAUUUGUUUAAUGUUACCAGAAAGGCACAGUGAUUUAUUAUUAGGUUCAGGUUCGUUAGUUGUUGCGCUUUUAAUACAUAUUCAUAGCCAUCAGCUUUCGUUAUAUAGAAUUCAUCUAAUGACAAUGAAAAUGAAUUAUUAUCUGUAGUAACGGAUGGUUUGGCCUGCCGUUUAAAAACUAAACUACACUUAAUUUAGUUGUGUGUAUCAAAAUUAGUACCUACAGAUUUUUAAUAUUGAAUUACCUAAUUAAUAUUCAAUAAAUUAACAUUCAAUAAAUUGUUUGUAAUGAGUGUAAAAUUAUAUAUUACAAUGUGCAAAGUGGAAUAUAUUUAAUAGAUUCCAAUAAGUCGCCAAGUUAGAAAUUGGUAUAAUACUGAUACGAGAAUUUUAUAGAAUAAAUUAAAUAUUACCUAAAAUAUUAAUAUUAUUUCAAUAUAAUACCUAUUGCUAAAUGCUAAUUUAAUACUUGUUAUAGGUGAAAAUUAGAAGCCCUUGAAAUAAACGGCUCUUAGCCUUGUAGAAGUUGUAGGGCUCGAGGGUUCUAUUCAAUAACUAUAAGUGAUCUAUUAUGAUCGUCUUAACAAUUAAGUACUUUUAAUUCUCAUCCAUACUAUAGUAAAGUAAUUGUUUCUAUUAUCAUCAAUACUUCUGAUGUUUGUAAUAGAAAUAAAGUAUGCCCUAAUUUAUCAUACACACUCGGCUUUGUAUGUAAAUACAGAGAUAUGGCAGUGUUAAGAUUAAUUCAAAACCUAUAGUUACUAUUUUUAGCUUAUUGGCGACUAUUGUACAAGUUAUAAUUAUUAUUAUCAGAUAUUUUAAAUAAAUAAAUUAGCACGGAAUCCGUUUA
Molecule: messenger RNA, 7588 nt
Organism: Bicyclus anynana (squinting bush brown)
Lineage: Eukaryota; Metazoa; Arthropoda; Insecta; Lepidoptera; Nymphalidae
Gene: Dlic
Product: cytoplasmic dynein 1 light intermediate chain 2
Exons: 9
Coding region: 100-1497 (465 amino acids)
Biological process (GO): microtubule cytoskeleton organization; microtubule-based movement
Cellular component (GO): cytoplasmic dynein complex; centrosome
Molecular function (GO): dynein heavy chain binding
Source: RefSeq, a predicted model, not a curated record